ACGAUGGCUUUAUUUGUUUUGUACGGGCUAUGUUUGCCAGUGAAGCUUUAUACACGAAGAAUUAACGUCGUUCUGUUCUCAUUUUAUCAAAUGUCAUGUUUUCAUACGUCACGCCACGGGGUUAACACGAUAAAGAAUAAACUAAGUAGAAAAUAGGAUAUUUAUCGUUCAAAAACUUCAAUAAACACAAAACAUCUGUAGAAAGUAAGGUUUGUCACAUAUCAUUCCUUCUCAAUCACAAAUGAAGGGAAUAAUAUUGUAUUAGCAAUGACCAUGAUUCAACGUGGUCGAUUUGUUUUGACAGAAAAUAAUCCACAGAUUCAACAAUAUUAUCACAACAGGUGACAUGCGUCAUUUCAUUUGAACAGCGUGUGUAUAAUGUUGGGCUUGCUUAUUUACAUUUGUACCCUUAUAAGUGACAUUAUUCUUCAGAGUUGAAAUGACUGUAACCUGUGCUCCGCGCCUUUUUCUCGAAGCAACUCGUUACUUUACCUGGCGUUGAUAAUCGCGUUACGCCAUUGUCCAAAGCGGUUUAACCAGGAAUGAACAUGGUUCAAACAAUUGGAUACAAGAUUUCUGGCGCUAUGACAAACGAUUCGGGCGAUCGAGACUCGUUGGAAUCGAGCGGGAUCAUGUUAUCAAGUGUAUCAGAAAAUAGUGACGCACAAAGACCAGUAGGGAGGCAUAAGCAUCGAUCAGUUUAUCCGUAUCAUGAGCAAGGGAGUUGGAAAGACAAGAAUGUUCGUCUGCCACCGCUACCCGAACCACCAAUACCCAACGAUGAGAUAAACUCCAGCAAACUUACAGGAGAUAUGAAAUGCAGCUACAGACUUCCAUCGUCUACGUUAUCCUCGCCCAAGCUUCCAACACUUCCAGUUGGAGUUCCCCCCACUGUAGGAAAAUAUAGAAACCGUGCUCAUAUUAUCCCAGUGCUUAAUUUACCGGACCAUGUUACCCCUGAGCGACUCUCCCCGUUACCGGCCAACAGUUUGUUACGGGAGCAAUUCAUCCGGCAAAAGAAUAAUCCGACCCCUGACUUUUCCGACGAAGAAAUCCGAAAGAUUUGUGAGCAGUAUUCGAUCAUGAGAUUUUUGCAAUCAAGGGAAGAAAGGGCAGAGAUAGACGUCACCCCAGUAUCUCAAAAUAGCGUAAAACUUCGAAAGUCUUUGCCUUCCCUCGCCCACACUUAUCAUCGGUCCCUUGCUGCCAUACCGGAAGAUAAGAAACAAAGAAUAACAUGGAUUCCUCGUUUAAAAGCGUGGAUUCCAACUCAACAGCAGCGCCCGAUUCAAUACAUUCAGCUAAGCGGCGGAGCAAAUGUAACAGAGAAGUGUCACCCCAUAUGUUCUAAACAUCACGAUUUCUUUCAUAAUAACUUAAACUGGGAAAUAAUCAACGGCAAACCUUCGUUGUGUCCCAGAUAUACAACACAUCAUCAGCGCAAGAAUUCCAAGACGAAGCUUAAGCAAAUCAAGAACGUCAAUACCAAGAAUCGAAAACCACUCACCGUGCCACGAGAUCCAUUUAAAUCCCGUUUAGAUCGUAUUAUAAAGCGGCCAUGGGAAAAAGUUGUCAAGCCAAGGCAAGAUCCUUUGCCUCAACCCAUCAAAGAACCAGUAACUUUAGUGUUACCGGAUGACAAUGAAGACAGAAGUAAAUACCAUUGGAUGGUGGACAACUCUACUAUGACUGAAGAUACCUUAUCUGAUGUAUUUAGUGUUAGCAUCAGCAUUCCUCUACCCAUGGCAUCUCGACCGUCAACACCAUCAUACACAUCAGUAUCAAGUCAAGCUGCUUUUCCAGUAAGGAGGACAGACGUCAUCAAAGUCGAUAAAGGUUGUGACGUAAUGAGCUACACACCCAGUAGUUCUCGCACUCAAAGUGUAAUAACAGAAGUCUCAACACACAUAGACGUUUGUGAAGAAACUCCUGAAAUUUCAACUACGCCUAUUAUACCCAAAACCGACGAAGCGGAAGAUGUUAGCAUUCCGUGUAAUGGACCACCUAAGCUGUUAUUGCCCGAAGCUCCGACUAAAGUACAAACAGACACUGUUUUAAGUGACGUAGAAUCUGAACCACCAAAAGUCUCAACGAAGAAUGAUAUAGAUAACACCAGCACGGUUUUUACAGUGACUGUCGAAGGCGACAACAAUGCAGACGACGAUAUAUCGACCGCAUUUUCAGGCUACACAAGUGAUUCAUACGUUGCAAUAAUUGGAAGCGAUUCUGGAGAAAGUAGAAAGACGUCAGUAGGAAGUACUUCCACCAUUAAGAAACAAAAAGCAGUAAGGAAAAAUGCAAAACCUCCGCCUUUGCGGAUUCUUUCACCUGUCGUAGUUCCAACAUCUGUUAAUGAUAUUGGUAUUUCAACUGACACCGAAAGCAUUUCGACGACUGUUAAAGUAGACACACCUACUUCGAUACCGCCUCCUGUUUUCAAAGGAAGGACUAGCAGUUGUACGUCGAAUAGAUCUCAUCGUUCUGCUUUAAGUUUGAAUACACCAUCUCCUACGCCUUCGCAAAAAAGUGCAAGAAGGCGGGGACAAAUUAAACGGGACAUGGAGCUAACAGAGGAGCAGAAAAGAGCGAGAAAGGCGGAAGAACGGAGGAAACGAGCGAAUGAACGCUACGAGAAGAUGAAAUCAAGUCGGGUCAUUCCGCCUCCGCCAGCAAAUGUCUCGCCAAUGGAUAUCAACGACGCUGACGAGUUCCUUGCCAAGUUCUGUAUAAUCAACCCACAGAAAAUGGAGAAGUAUCAGCGCGCGUUUACAAGAGUAGACGCAGAUAAGGACGGAUAUCUGACAAUUGAAGAAGCGAUGGAGGCUGCUAAAAGAUCUGUGCCAACUGGUGCACUUGGAGAAACAGACUCCCAAUAUUUAACUAUGUUACUCGACCUACUUAAUCUGAACACGUAUUGGAUGAAUGUGGAUUUUCGAAUAUUUGCAAUAAUUGUUUCCUUGGCACAGAAGAUUGCAGCACUCGAUGAUUACAUGCGAGGUAUUAUCGACCGUUUUGACUUCAAAUCCCUUGACACAAAAAUGUGGAGAGCGCGCGAACUUUUUCGUCAGUUCAUUGACAACGUUGAAAAUGAAACUAUGUCCAUGGAAUCGCUGUGGACAGAACUGAAAGCAGGCGGAGUCAGUUACCACCACGAAAUGCAGGUGCGAAAGUCGCUGCAACAUCUUAAGAGCUUGGACGUUCUGGAUUUCCUUACUUACUUGCCUUUGUUCGCACUCACCCACACCCAGAUCAUCACAAACCCACUUUGUGACGAGAGAAUUAUCUAAGAUUAAAAUGCUGGAUGGAAGAAACCUUGCCGAAUACGGUGGUCGUGUAAGAAAAAAAGCGUUAUGGUGACAGCGUUCGCCAUUUGUAUUUUUGUGUUCGGUAAAAUAUGUAUAGCAAAAGAACACGGCGAAAAAUUUUCGUAACCGUGUGGUUUUGCCGACUCAUCAAAUUACACGCAUGUGCCUACGCAGCUUCUAGCCAAAAUCGGGCGACAGCGCCGACUGUGAAAGCCUUACGAUCGUUUUUUAUUUCCAUAGUUCCUGAUAGAAU
Molecule: messenger RNA, 3558 nt
Organism: Ciona intestinalis (vase tunicate)
Lineage: Eukaryota; Metazoa; Chordata; Ascidiacea; Phlebobranchia; Cionidae
Source: RefSeq, a predicted model, not a curated record